CCCUUUGAAAUCCUAGCUUCUCCUGUCGUACACAUACUGAGGCUGAGUUUGUCUUUUACUUUACAGUCAUGAAGGUGGAGGAGGAGAAGGCUGGGGUGGGGAAGCUGGACCCUGCGAACUACAGGAGGCAAUGUCAGGACCAGCAAGACGGCCAUUCCAUCCACGUUGGGCUUUCAGUCCCCAGUUACCUUCAAAGGAAGAGAGACCAGAAGGGACAUCCCGCAGGCCAGCAGAAGGUCUGCUGGGGCCUGUGGCCGGACAGGGACCAGACCGGCAUGGGGAGCAGGGCCAGCAGCGGGGACAGCGGUGUGGAUCGUGCCAGCAGGACCCGGCCUCCAGCUGCUGAGCAGCUCCAGGACAUCCUGGGGGAGGAAGAUGAGGCUCCCAACCCCACCCUCUUCACAGAGAUGGACACUCUGCAGCACGACGGAGACCAGAUGGAGUGGAAGGAGUCAGCCAGGUGGAUAAAGUUUGAAGAAAAGGUGGAGGAAGGAGGCGAACGCUGGAGCAAGCCCCACGUGGCCACGCUGUCCCUGCACAGCCUCUUCGAGCUCCGCACCUGCCUGCAGACGGGAACGGUGCUGCUCGAUUUGGACAGCGGCUCCUUACCGCAGAUCAUAGAUGACGUCAUCGAGAAGCAAAUCGAGGACGGCCUGCUGCGGCCGGAGCUCCGGGAGAGGGUCAGCUACGUCCUCCUGCGGAAACACCGGCACCAGACCAAGAAGCCCAUCCACCGCUCCCUGGUGGACAUCGGGAAGUCCGUCUCCUCCCCCACCAGCCGCAGCCUCGCCCGGAGCCCCCCGGCCGGCCCCAGCCUGCACCGCUCCACCCAGGACCUGCGGCUGCAGCCGAGCGUGAGCUACGGCCACCUGUGUCACGUCCAGAGCAGAAGCAUGAGUGACAUUCCUCGCACCCAAAACCCAGACCAGCGGAAAAACAAGUUCAUGAAGAAGAUCCCCAAGGACUCAGAAGCCUCCAACGUGCUGGUGGGGGAGGUGGACUUCCUGGACCAGCCCUUCAUCGCCUUCGUGCGGCUCGUCCAGUCGGCCAUGCUGGGAGGGGUGACCGAGGUGCCCGUGCCCACCAGAUUCCUGUUCAUACUGCUGGGACCUUCUGGGAGAGCGAAGUCCUACAAUGAGAUUGGCCGAGCCAUUGCCACCCUCAUGGUAGAUGAUCUCUUCAGCAGCGUGGCCUACAAGGCCCGCAGUCGGGAAGAUCUGAUCGCUGGCAUCGACGAGUUUCUGGACGAGGUCAUCGUCCUUCCCCCCGGAGAAUGGGACCCCAAUAUCCGCAUCGAGCCCCCCAAGAAGGUGCCCUCCGCAGACAAGAGGAAAUCCGUGUUCUCCCUGGCCGAGCUGGGCCAGAUGAACGGCUCUGUGGCGGGAGGCGGUGCGGCCGCAGGAGGCGGCCCUGGAGGUGGCAGCGGCGGUGGCGGGCUCGGCGGAGGGAGCAGCACGGAUGACGGAGAGAUGCCCGUCAAGCACGAAAUCGGGGAGGAGCUUAUCUGGACAGGAAGGUGCUUUGGUGGCCUGUGCCUGGACGUCAAGAGGAAGCUGCCCUGGUUCCUCAGCGACUUCUACGAUGGCUUCCACAUCCAGUCCAUCUCCGCCGUUCUCUUCAUCUACCUCGGCUGCAUCACCAACGCCAUCACCUUCGGAGGGCUCCUGGGCGAUGCCACUGACAAUUACCAGGGGGUGAUGGAGAGCUUCCUGGGCACUGCCAUGGCCGGCGUCCUGUUCUGCCUCUUCUCGGGACAGCCGCUCAUCAUCCUGAGCAGCACGGGGCCCAUCCUCAUCUUCGAGAAGCUCCUCUUCGACUUUAGCAAAGGCAAUGGCCUGGACUACAUGGAGUUCCGCCUCUGGAUUGGCCUGCACUCAGCCAUCCAGUGCCUGGUCUUGGUGGCCACGGAUGCCAGCUUUAUCAUCAAGUACAUCACCCGCUUCACCGAGGAAGGCUUCUCCACCCUCAUCAGCUUCAUCUUCAUCUAUGAUGCCAUCAAGAAGAUGAUCAGUGCCUUCAAGUACUACCCCAUCAACACGGACUUUAAGCCUGACUCCAUCACCUCCUAUAAGUGCGAGUGUGUCGCUCCGGAUACAGUGAACAUAACCGGGUUCAAUGCCUCAGCCCUGCUGCCACCAAACACCAACACUUCUCUGUACAACCCCCUUAACCUCACAGCGCUGGACUGGUCCCUGCUGAGCAAGAAGGAGUGUCUGAACUACGGUGGGCGCCUGCUCGGGAACUCCUGCCAGUUCAUCCCCGACCUGGCACUCAUGUCCUUCAUCCUUUUCUUCGGGACGUACUCUAUGACCCUCACCCUGAAGAAGUUCAAGUUCAGCCGCUAUUUUCCUACCAAGAUCCGGGCCCUGGUAGCUGACUUUUCCAUUGUCUUCUCCAUCCUGCUGUUCUGUGGAAUCGAUGCCUGUUUCGGGCUGGAAACCCCCAAGCUGCAUGUGCCCAGUGUCAUCAAGCCCACACGGGCAGACCGAGGCUGGUUCGUGGCCCCUUUUGGGAAGAACCCGUGGUGGGUGUACCCAGCGAGCAUCCUGCCUGCCCUGCUUGUGACCAUCCUGAUAUUCAUGGACCAGCAGAUCACAGCCGUCAUCGUCAACAGGAAGGAAAACAAGCUGAGGAAGGCUGCCGGCUACCACCUGGACCUGCUCUGGGUGGGCCUCCUCAUGGCCCUGUGCUCCUUCAUGGGGCUCCCCUGGUACGUGGCGGCCACCGUCAUCUCCAUCGCCCACAUCGACAGCCUCAAGAUGGAAACCGAGACCAGCGCCCCCGGGGAGCAGCCCCAGUUCCUGGGGGUCAGGGAACAGAGAGUGACCGGCACCAUCGUCUUCGUCCUGACGGGAAUCUCCGUCUUUCUGGCUCCUGUCCUCAAGUACAUCCCCAUGCCCGUGCUGUACGGCGUCUUCCUCUACAUGGGCGUGGCCUCCCUGAACGGCAUCCAGUUCUGGGACCGCUGCAAGCUCUUCCUGAUGCCGGCCAAGCACCAGCCGGACCACGCCUUCCUGCGGCACGUGCCCCUGCGCCGGAUCCACCUCUUCACGCUGGUGCAGGUCCUCUGCCUGGCCGUGCUCUGGAUCCUCAAGUCCACGGUGGCCGCCAUCAUCUUCCCGGUCAUGAUCCUGGGCCUCAUCAUCGUCCGGAGGCUGCUGGACCUCGUCUUCUCCCAGCACGACCUGGCCUGGAUCGACAACAUCCUCCCAGAGAAGGAGAAGAAGGAGACAGAUAAGAAGAAAAAGAGCAGGAAAGGGGUCCAUGAGGACAGUGACAAGGAGGGAAAAGAUCUUCCAGUUGGAGUUACUCGUUCUGACUCUUCCUUCAGUGACUCAGAACUUGACCGAAGCAUCACCUUGCACUUCAAAAUUUCCUGUCCUGCUUCACCUGCUUUCAGCUACUCUCAGAGGCCAGUGUUCAUGGUGCCGCAGGUGAAGAUAGAGAUGGAGUCAGACUGUGACUUCACAGACAUGGACAUGUAUGGAAGAGACGCUGUCGGCGAGACCUCCCUCUAGGAGGACACAGAGUCCCCAGAGGGGGACAGGGGGGGGGGGGCAGAGGGAGGGCAUGGUUUAGUCUUUAUCCUGAGGGCCUGGGCCACAACCCUGAACUUCUCAGAGCCCGUUUCCUUAUUUACCCAACAGUCAUUAUUCCAGUUGAUAAAAAACUGGGAAUCGUCAAUGAAAAGCACUACUUAGGUGCAAAAUCUCCCCUUUCCUUUGUAGUUAUGCAAUAACUAAAGCAACAUGUUAUACGUUAUUUUAAAAUGCAAGUCAGCAUAGAAAUUAUAACGUUUCUUUUGAAGAAAAAAAAAGGCUUACCUCCCAAAACUGUGGUUAAAGGUGCAACAGUCCAUUUUUAUUGAAAAUAGGGUUUUUUGUUUUUUUUUAAGUGUCUAGAUCUAGAUGAUUUUGAAAGAAUUAUUAAAAUACCUGCUCUUCAGUAGAGCAAGGCUGAAAAAUUCAUCUUGUAAUUUUUCACAAUACAAGGAAACACUUCAAAGUCCUAUCUUUCUACUCCAUCUCGUUCCAUUUGCUAAGGAUCGUUCAAAAGGCCUGACCUCUCUGCAUAACGGGCCUUGCUCCAGCACAGAAGUGUGACUGGGGCUUUCCCAGACCGAAAAGUCUGUUAAUAAAAGAACCAACACACUGGAGAGCAUAAAUAUUUUUAAAAUAGAGUAAAACCUCAAACCACGUUAAAUCAACAAAAUGAUCCUCUGAAUUAACAUCACUGGUUUUUCAUGCCCAGAAUCGAAUGUCAGGACUCGUGGGUAGGUCCUUCCUGCAAGUUUUCAAUGGCCCCAUCCCAAAGUCAAACUCCCAUUCACAUCAACAUUGCAGUUGGGCAGAGCUGAUGUCAAAUUUGGAAAGAUUAUAACUUUGUAAUAUGAGACUAAUGCUUUCAAGGAAUGAUUGGAAGCAAGUUGGGUGGAUUAAAACCCAUCAUUAAUGAAGCAAAUCCUUUCCUCAAGGAACAAGAUCAGUCUUUAUCUUUAAUCCAUGUUUAGCCAACACCAACCAAGUUUUCAUUUAACAACUACUAUGUGCCUAAUAGCCACAAUGCACCUGACUUAAAACAACUAGGAUUUGAAUCUUUGAGUAAAUCACUUUGGUUACAUUUAUUCAAGGUGACAAAUGCAGGUGCUCUUUCUUUAUUCCUACUUUUUAGACAAAUGACACUAGAUUGUUAACAACUUGAGUCAACAGAACAGUUAAAGGUUUCUGUAAUUCCUAAAGCCUCGUAGUGACUGGCCCACAGAAAGCUCUUACUUGUUUAUUAAAUUAAAUCUCAGAGCUCCCUUCCAGGGGAUACUGCCAAGAGGUAAAACUCUAAACCUGUUACUUCUAUAGCAGCUGAAUUACUUCGCUGCCCACUAAUCUAGAAGCAUCACCUGAGUUUAAGUAUAAAGUCUUUAUCUUCAUCUGUACCUAUCCUUGGGGAGCUAACAACCUACCCUUAACAUCUCACUGUUAAAACUUGGCUGAUUUUUAGUAGCACUUUGUCCAAAUUGAAUUGUAGAAAUGUUAUGGAUUCAGGAGUAAAUGUGCUGGAUUAAUCAAACAAACUGAAAAACCACAAUGUUAAUUUUUUUGUUCUGUAAAUUGAUCAGUGUAAUUUUCACCUCAUAUGUCAUUUAUAUUUUGUAUAUACACUAACAUUUUAACAUUUUAGCUUUGAACAGGGUGACAUGUUACUUCUCCGUUCGGGUCAGUCCAUUUUCCCGCUGUAACUGCAGUUCAAUAAAAUGUAAUCCUGUCUGCUCA
Molecule: messenger RNA, 5267 nt
Organism: Pipistrellus kuhlii (Kuhl's pipistrelle)
Lineage: Eukaryota; Metazoa; Chordata; Mammalia; Chiroptera; Vespertilionidae
Gene: SLC4A5
Product: solute carrier family 4 member 5
Exons: 25
Coding region: 69-3518 (1149 amino acids)
Biological process (GO): bicarbonate transport; transmembrane transport; monoatomic anion transport
Cellular component (GO): plasma membrane
Molecular function (GO): solute:inorganic anion antiporter activity; sodium:bicarbonate symporter activity; monoatomic anion transmembrane transporter activity
Source: RefSeq, a predicted model, not a curated record